CGUUAACGCUGCUGUGAAAAUGGCGGCUCCGGGAGCAGCGGCUCCUGCUCGGCUGGUCCAGUACGUGGUUGUCCGAUCAGACCUGGUUCAUUCUCUGUCGUGGCCCCUGGGAGCGGUCAUUACACAGGCCUGUCAUGCGGCUACUGCGGCCAUCCACCUGCACUACACCGACCCGGACACGCAGCGCUACCUGCAGGAGCUGGACUCCAUGCACAAAGUGGUUCUAGCGGCUCCAGAUGAGGUAGCCCUGUCCGGACUCUCCCAGAGUCUAACUCAGGCUGGAGUGUUGCAUAAACUGUGGAUCGAGCAGCCGGAGAACAUCCCCACUUGUUUGGCUCUAAAGCCCUAUCCCAAAGACACUGUCCACCCACUGCUGAAAAAGUUCAAACUGUUCAAAUAAGUGAAUGGGACCUUGAAUGAAGGGACAAUGAAAACGUGCCAGUAACAGUAACCAAACCAUCUGAAAGACUGGACAAAGCAUAUUAUCUUACUUAAGCUCUAGUGCAUGUUCUUGGAAGAAUGCACACAGUUUGCAUUGUUAUUUAAAGCUUAUGACAUUGUUGUACACAUGUAAGAUUGUGACUGUAAAUGACUAAAGAAAACAAUGCAAGCGU
Messenger RNA from Boleophthalmus pectinirostris (great blue-spotted mudskipper), 614 nucleotides. RefSeq names its product peptidyl-tRNA hydrolase domain containing 1 (gene ptrhd1). The transcript has 2 exons. The record is from RefSeq and is a predicted model, not a curated record. Lineage: Eukaryota; Metazoa; Chordata; Actinopteri; Gobiiformes; Gobiidae. Gene Ontology annotation, molecular function: peptidyl-tRNA hydrolase activity. The coding region runs from base 20 to 400 and encodes 126 amino acids.